CUCAGCACUGACCAAAUCAUUUUCGAGCACACAGUGAAGCCACAGCUGAUAGAAUAAUGUCUCUCCACAGCCUCUGUGUGCCAGCCGUUCUCCUCAUAAGUGUCCUGUCCGUCUGCUUACCAUCAGGAGGUUCAUCUGACAGCAAACUUCACAGGAUUCUCAUCAAACGAGAUGCAAAAGAGAUAGAAAGCAGGCCUAAAGCAUACAUUUCAGUUCAGCAAUCCAAGGCUAAAGAGUUCCUGUCAGCUCUUCACAGGACUAAAAGAAAUGUGUGGGACCGAAGCCGACCCGACGUCCAGCAGUGGAUCCAGCAAUUCAUGUACAUGGGCUACGAUGAGGCAAGACUCGAGACUGACCUCUCUUAUUGGAUGGACCAGGCUAGAUCAAAUGACCAGGGCCGACAGCAUCAUCACGAUGAGAACGCACCGAUGAGCCAACAGGACCCCAGAUAUAACAGACAUGGAGCCAAUGUUAAUUAUGAUUACUAUUAAAAACCCUGCUGAGCUAACAUAACCUAUGUUGCAUAUACAGUCUUACACAAAAGUUUAGCCACCCCUUGAUAAAAAACAGAUUUUGGUCAUUUUUUAAUUGAAAAGAUCUUAACACAGUUUCCCUUGGAAAUGGAAAGAAUGCACAAUAUUUUCAUCAAACAUCGAUCCAUAGUUACGUUUUAUCCCAUAAAUUGAACAAAAAUAAAAACAUUAUGGCAUUGUGCAAAAGUUUGGGCGCCCUAAGAGUUCCAGUGUCUUUGAUUAUUUUCACAAGGUUUCAGAUCUUAAUCAGCUUGUUAGAUCUUAUGCGUGGCAACAACUGUCAUUAGUAAACACCAAUUUUAAAGCUUUACAAAUACUUUGCCUCUUCAAACCUUGUGCACACACUUGUGGACACUCACCAACCAUGGUGGGAACCAUGUUUUAGCAAACAUCAAUGCAUCUUAUGCCAUAAAUGAAACAAAAAUAAAAAAUAAAAACAUUAUUAUGGCACUGGGGAAAAGUUUGGGCACCCUACAUAAUAGAGAUAUUAAAACAGAUAUCACACCCUGUGAUAAAUAAACAGCUCUAUUAUGAUAUCCACAAAUUUUCAAGGAUGUUUAAAUCAGGACACUGUGAUGGUGAUGACCAUUGCAAAAUCUUCAGCUUGCAUCUCUUGAGGUAUUCCACAGUGGAUUUCGAGGUAUGUUCAGGAUCAUUGUCCUGUUGUAGAAGCCAAACUCAUUUUAGCAUCAGCUUUUUUACAGAUGAUGAGAUGUUUGUUUCCAGAAUUUGCUGGUAUUAAGUGGAAUCCAUCUUUCCCUCCACCCGUGGAAUGUUUCCUCUGCCCCUGGCUGAAACAGAGCCCUAAAGCAUGAUACAUCCACCCCCAUGCCUAAUAGUUGGUGUUCUUUUCAUGAAAUGCUGCUCCAUUUUUUUCUGCAAACACGCCAUUGCUAAUUGUGGUUAAAGAGUCCUAUUUUAACUUCAUCAGUCCACCGCACUUGAUUUUAAAAGGCAUCAGGCUUCUGUAGAUGUUUUGUUGCAUACUUCUGACAUUGGAUUUUUUGACGAGGAUGCAAGUUUUCUUCUCCUGACUCUUCCAUGAAGGUCUUAUCUGUGCAAGCAAUGCAGCACAGUAUAACAGUGCACCACCACUCUCAAACUGAAUCUUCCUGCAGGUGUUUUUUUUGCUGUCAAACGAGGAUUUUGAUUUAUUUUUUUGACCAGCAUACAAGAAAUUUUCUCCAGGGGUUUUCUUGGUCCUCCAGAUUUCAUCUUGACCUUCAUCUCCUAAAUACAUUUCCCACUGUGGAAACUGCAAGUUGCCAAUGCUUUGCUUUCUUAUUGUAGACUUCUCAGGCAUUGUGGGGAUCAAUAACUUUCAUUUUCAGAGUCUCCACAGCUGCUUAGAGGAACCCAUGGAUGGUGAGUGUCCACAAGUGUGUGCACAAAGUUUGAAGAGGCAAAGUAUUUGUAAAGCUUUAAAAUUGGUGCUUACUAAUGACAGCUGUUGCCACGCAUCAGAUCUAACAAGCUGAUUAAGAUAUGAAACUUUAUAACAAUAAUCAGAGACACUGGAACUCUUACAGCACCCAAACUUUUGCACAGUGCCAUAAUAAUGUUUUUAUUUGUGUUUAAUUUAUGGAAUAAGAGGUAACUAUGCAUCGAUAUUGUGCAUUCUUUCCAUUUCCAAGAGAGACUGUCUUAUCAUGUUUUCAAUUUAAAAUCACCAAAAUCUGUUGUUUAUCAAGGGGUGGCUAAACUUUUGCAUAAAACUGUAUGAUAUCUCUUUUUUUAUUGUGUAAUUAGAAUUACACAAUCGCUUGAGAGGAAACAAAUCAAGACUGGAUACCCUGCAGGCACAGGACAUCAACAUGACGUUAUAUUGACAAUGUACCCCAACUUCGUGGAGAUGUUGGAUUUUGUUUGGAAAAGUAAAUCAGGUUGACAUCAGAACCCAAUGUCCAACCUAAAAUCAACCUAAAAUCAACCAAAUAUCAACGUCUAAUCUGGUUACACCUUGACGUUGUGUGGAUGUUACCACUAUGACAUCUAUCAGACAUAUAUAACCUAAACCUACAAAUUAACCAAAUAUGAACGAAAUUUGACGUCAUUAUUGGAUGGCAAAAUAACCUUAGACUCUUGCCAGACCUUAAAUUUUGGUCACCUGACGUCAUGACCUAAAUCUAACCUAAUAUUAAUGUCUUAUGAUGUCAUGUGGUAUGAGUGUAAAUGGGUGUGUAAGGAUGUUUCCCAGAGAUGGGUUGCAGCUGGAAGGGCAUCCGCUGCGUAUAAGUUGGCGUUCAUUCCGCUCUGGUGACCCUGGAUUAAUAAAGGGACUAAGUCGAAAAGAAAAUGAAAGAAAGAAAGAUGUCAUGUGUGGGCUGUACGGUGGAGCAGUAGGUAGUACAUUCGCCUCACAGCAAGAAAGUUGCUGGUUCGAGCAUCGUCUGGGUCAGUUGGCGUUUCUGUGUGGAGUUUGCAUGUUCUCCCCGUGUUGGCGUGGGUUUCCUCCGUGUGCUCUGGUUUUCCCCACAGUCCAAAGACGUGUGCUAUAGGUGAACUGGGUAGGCUAAAUUGUCCGUAGUGAAUGAGACAACACAACCUAAAGUUAACCAAAUAUCAACAUAAUUUGGCAUCAUUAUUGGACAUCAAAAUAACAUUGUCCUUAGACGCUGACUAGACCUUGAAUUUUGGUCACUUGAUGUCACGACCUAAUUCUAACUUAAUAUUAACAUCUUAUGAUGUUGUGUGCCUGCUGGGUGGAGAGUGGAAUGAAUGCACAGUAAAUAAACAUAUGAGUGCAUUCAGUCUUUCACUGUACUACAUAUGGACUGUAUUGCAUGUAUAUAUAAUCAUAGUUUGAAGUGCGACAUUUUGAAUGAAAUGUGAAUAAAAUUGCCAUAAAAUACA
This is a messenger RNA of Danio aesculapii, 3386 nucleotides long. It is a transcript of the gene ecrg4b, whose product is annotated as ECRG4 augurin precursor b. The record is from RefSeq and is a predicted model, not a curated record. Bases 57 to 491 code for a protein of 144 amino acids. Gene Ontology annotation, biological process: central nervous system development; anaphase-promoting complex-dependent catabolic process; regulation of cell population proliferation. The transcript has 4 exons. NCBI's taxonomy places the organism in Eukaryota, Metazoa, Chordata, Actinopteri, Cypriniformes, Danionidae.